AAUAAUAAUAAUUAGUAUGACAGAUAAUCUCUCUUUCUCUCUCAUAGUGAUAGACAUGACAUGAGUUGCAGAAGCUAACUCCCUCCUUGUCUGUCUCUCUGUAAAAUGACAAUUCUGUUCAUGUGUUGCAUUUACUGACCUGUCGUAAAGCUUCUUAUUGAAGAGGAGAAGAGAGGAGAAGAGAAGAGAGGAGAAGAUUCCUAUCCUUGUGUUUCUCUUCUUUAAUCUCCCGCAAAACUAUUCUCUUCACUCGCUCAGUGAUGGCUCCUAGCAAGCUCAAUUCCACUGAUCCACAUGGAAAUGGAGACACAAGUUUUUCGUCUUCACAGCCAGACAAUGGAUCUAGUGAUUCACUUACGCUUUUCCAUUCUGAGAAGGCAGUGCAGGAGCUUCUUCAACAGACUCCAAUUCAGCAAACUGAUGACCAUCUUAUAGAAUUCUCAGAGGCUCUUAGAACUGUUGCAAAGGCAUUAAGACGAGCUGCUGAAGGAAAGGCUUCCGCUCAAGCUGAGGCUGCUGAAUGGAAACGUAGAUUUGAACUGGAAAGGGCUCGGAAUCAGCAACUAGAGCACAAAGGCAACAAUAUAUGUGAAAUGCUUCAAAGUUGGUGGACUCAGACUUCUAUAUAUAAUGCAAGGGGAAUGAUAAGAUUAAUGCUUCCGUGUCUUGUUUGCUGGGAAGUUUGGGAAGAACGAAAUAGGAGAGUUUCUGAAGGAAAGUCACCAGGGGAGUGUAAUACUGAUAUUGAUGCUCAGCGGGUGGAAAACUCGACUAAUCAACCCAUGCAGAGAAAUGAAACAAAUGAACUAUCUGAAAAUUGUAGUACAAAUGGGCUUUGCUCUCAUGAAAUUCUUCAUGAUGGAGAGACCGACUCCCAAGCCAAAGCAGUUCCAAACAGAAUUAUGAAAAAGGCAUCUUUCAAGCUUUCAUGGCGGUGCAAAGGUGAUAUUAGUGAUCAACACAAACAUGAUAUUGUCUCUUUUGAAAGAGGAAAUAUAACAGCUGCAGGGCGCAGCAGUAAACAGAUUUCUUUGAAGUGGGAAUCUGACCCACAGACUGUGCUGAUUAUGACCAAACCAAAUUCAACCUCUGUUCGGAUUCUUUGUGCAGAAAUGGUCAGAUGGUUGAAAGAGCAUAAAAAGUUAAACAUUUAUGUGGAACCACGCGUGAUGGGUGAACUUCUAUCAGAAUCAUCAUACUUCAACUUUGUGCAUACAUGGAAAGAUGAGAAGGAAGUUUUGAGUCUGCACACAAAAGUUGACCUUGUCGUGACUCUUGGUGGGGAUGGCACUGUUCUUUGGGCAGCAUCAAUGUUCAAAGGACCAGUUCCCCCAAUUGUGCCAUUUUCUUUGGGGUCUCUUGGCUUUAUGACACCAUUCUAUAGUGAACAUUACCGAGAUUGCCUUGAUUCAGUCCUUAGGGGUCCAAUCAGUAUAACAUUACGACACCGGUUGCAAUGCUAUGUUAUUAGAGAUGCCGCUAAAAAUGAGUAUGAAAUGGAGGAGCCUAUACUUGUUUUGAAUGAGGUUACAAUCGACCGUGGAAUAUCAUCAUUCCUUACAAAUUUGGAAUGCUAUUGUGACAACUCUUUUGUCACAUGUGUCCAAGGUGAUGGAUUAAUUUUAUCAACAACAUCAGGGAGCACUGCAUAUUCAUUGGCAGCUGGAGGAUCAAUGGUUCAUCCUCAGGUCCCUGGCAUUCUCUUCACUCCAAUUUGUCCACAUUCCUUAUCGUUUCGACCUCUGAUAUUACCUGAACAUGUAACAAUACGAGUUCAAGUUCCAUUCAACAGCAGAAGCCCUGCUUGGGCCUCAUUUGAUGGUAAGGACAGGAAACAGCUGGCAGCUGGUGAUGCACUUGUGUGCAGCAUGGCACCAUGGCCUGUGCCAACAGCAUGCCAAAUUGAUUCUACAAACGACUUUUUGCGAAGUAUCCACGAUGGCCUCCACUGGAAUCUUAGAAAGACCCAAUCUUUUGAUGGCCCUCGGGAUUUAUAAUGUUAUUUCUAACUUAAUAGGUCUUUGUAGAGGAGGGGGUAACUUGUAGUAGUUGCAAGGGAAAAACAAUCCUUAUUGUCAAUCAGCUGCAGAUGAUGAUGAAAAUUACUAGAGGCAACGGAAGUUGUUUCCCGUAAGAUCAAAUUGUCUCUAAAAUUUGUACAACUUGGCAGUCAUUCAAUGAAUAGAUACAAGCAAACAACUUGGAUGUAA
Molecule: messenger RNA, 2210 nt
Organism: Populus nigra (black poplar)
Lineage: Eukaryota; Viridiplantae; Streptophyta; Magnoliopsida; Malpighiales; Salicaceae
Product: NAD(H) kinase 1-like
Exons: 12
Coding region: 261-1997 (578 amino acids)
Biological process (GO): NADP+ biosynthetic process; NAD+ metabolic process
Molecular function (GO): NAD+ kinase activity
Source: RefSeq, a predicted model, not a curated record